Messenger RNA from Symbiodinium pilosum, 306 nucleotides. The record is from the annotation of a GenBank genome assembly. Lineage: Eukaryota; Dinophyceae; Suessiales; Symbiodiniaceae.
AUCAGCCCGGCGCAGCAGUGUCGCGUGGCCGCUUGCGGUACCAUAAUCGGAACAGAGAGCGUCGAGGAGUAUGACGCGGACUUCACACGGAGACCGCGCGCCUGGACCAUCGCCCUCGACAGCAACAACCAACAGCAGCGGCGGCUACAUGUGGAAGCUCUCUGGGACAACAACAAGCUGCGAUGGGUGUGUCACACCGUUCUCACCCCCACCGGGGACAGCAAACAACGCACGCGGCUCACCAUCGAUGCCUGGUAUCAGUUAUGCCAAAAGGAAGAUAAGCGGGACAAGGUGAAGGGGCUGUGA